AUGGCGGAGGCGGCGGAGCGGCUGGGCCGCUGGGAGCGGCGCCCGCAGCCGGCCGCGCCGCUCAGCGAGCGCCAGAGCCGCUCCGUGCUCGACGUGAAGGCGGCAGCCGAGGACCUGCCCGUGCCGCCCGAGCUCCCCAUCGAGGACCUGGGCAGCCUGACGGCGCCGUCGCUCGCCGUGGCGCUGACGGCCGCGCUGCCGGACUCCACGGAGGACGUUCUCCUGAAGGGAUUUGCCACGCUGGGCAUGGAGGGCGAGAGAAUUGAGACGGCCCAGCAGUUCUUCUCGUGGUUUGCCCAACUGCAGACGCAGAUGGAUCAAGAUGAAGGUGCAAAGUACAGACAGAUGAGGGAUUACUUGUCUGGCUUUCAGGAGCAGUGUGAUGCUAUCCUGAAUGACGUGAAUAGUGCCCUUCAGCACCUGGAAUCACUGCAGAAGCAGUAUCUCUUUGUGUCCACAAAGACAGGAACACUACAUGAAGCCUGUGAACAACUUCUGAAGGAGCAGUCAGAGCUUGUUGACCUGGCUGAAAACAUCCAGCAAAAACUUUCUUAUUUUAAUGAGCUGGAAAAUGUUAGCACAAAAUUGAACUCCCCUACGCUGUCUGUGAACAGUGAAGGAUUCAUUCCCAUGCUGGCUAAGCUCGAUGAUUGUAUUGCAUAUAUUUCUUCACAUCCAAACUUUAAAGACUAUCCUGUAUAUUUGACGAAGUUUAAGCAAUGCCUUUCUAAAGCUAUGCACCUGAUGAAGACAUACACUGUGAACACACUACAGAACCUCACAAGCCAGUUAAUGAAAAGGGAUCCUUCAGCUGUGCCAAAUACUGACAAUGCCUUCACGCUGUUUUAUGUAAAAUUCAGAGCAGCUGCUCCCAAAGUCAGAACUCUUAUUGAGCAAAUAGAGCAAAGAUCUGAGAAAAUGCCAGAGUAUCAACAGCUUCUCAAUGAAAUCCAUCAGUGUUACCUUGACCAGAGGGAGCUUCUACUUGGUCCAAGUAUCGCAAGCACCGUCACAGAAUUAACCAGUCAGAACAACAGGGAUCAUUGUGCUCUGGUACGAAGUGGUUGUGCCUUUAUGGUCCAUGUUUGCCAAGAUGAACACCAGCUUUACAAUGAGUUCUUCACAAAACCGACACCAAAACUGGAUGAACUCUUGGAGAAGUUGUGUCUUUCAUUGUAUGAUGUUCUGAGGCCGAUGAUCAUCCACGUUAUUCACUUGGAGACUCUCUCUGAACUCUGUGGGAUUCUCAAGAAUGAGAUGCUUGAAGAUCACGUACAGAACAAUGCUGAGCAACUGGGUGCUUUUGCUGCUGGUGUCAAGCAGAUGUUAGAGGAUGUUCAAGAGCGUCUUGUCUACAGGACACACAUUUACAUUCAGACUGAUAUCAUAGGCUACAAGCCUGCUCCGGGGGACCUUGCAUAUCCUGACAAGUUGGAAAUGAUGGAGCAAAUUGCACAGAGCUUGAAAGAUGAACAGAAGAAACUGUCAUCUGAGGCUUCAUUUUCAGAUGUCCGGCUAGAAGAUCCAGAGUCCUGCAGCCUGGCUAAAUCUGGUUCAGCAGAAUCUCUCAAUCCCAGGCACCAGACGACGAUUUCACCAGCAGAUCUGCAUGGGAUGUGGUAUCCUACUGUCAGAAGGACUCUGGUGUGUCUCUCCAAGCUCUACAGAUGCAUAGAUAGGGCCGUGUUUCAGGGGCUGUCGCAAGAGGCUCUGUCUGCCUGCAUCCACUCGCUGCUCGGAGCCGCCGAUGCCAUCAGCAAGAACAAGACCCAGGUGGAUGGACAACUUUUCUUAAUAAAACACCUUUUGAUUCUUCGCGAACAAAUUGCUCCUUUCCACACUGAAUUCACCAUUAAGGAAAUUUCCCUGGACCUUAAGAAAACUAGAGAUGCAGCAUUUAAAAUCCUCAACCCAAAGACAGUGUCAAGAUUCUUCAGGCUAAACAGCAACAACGCCUUGAUCCAGUUCUUACUGGAGGGUACUCCAGAAAUCAGAGAACAUUAUAUUGACUCUAAAAAAGACGUAGAUCGUCACCUGAAAUCAGCUUGCGAGCAGUUUAUUCAGCAGCAGACCAAACAGUUCAUAGAACAGCUGGAGGAGUUCAUGACAAAGGUGUCUGCUUUAAAAACAAUGGCCACUCAAGGAGGUCCCAAAUACAGCCUGUCCCAGCAGCCGUGGGCACAACCAGGUAUUUGCUGUGUUUUGCCUUCCUCUGUUACCUCCAGGAUGCUUGUGUGUUGAUAAAGCCCCACUCAUUUACUCUUUUGAGACUUGAAAACUUCUUCUGAAGUGGAAGAAAAAAAAAAGACCUCUUCCACUCAUCAUUUUUGAUAGAGUGGCAUGAGCUGCAUUAUAUAGAGAUGGAUUAUUUCAGAAUGUCACUUCAGUGCAUGACUUCUGAAAAAAAAGCCGGUAAUCUGAAAAGUUGGGCAUGUUAGGGUGGAUUUUGACAAUGAGAUGUGGAAAUUUCAGAGUAAGAACUAAAAACCUAUAACUGACACCUAAGCAUUAUCUUUUUCUUGAAAGUCUUGGGUUAUGUUUUGACCUGCAUUCUAGUUAAAAUGCCCUAAGAUUCCUCGGAAUGAAAUCUGGCGAACUCCAGAGUGUGCACUUAGUUGGUGGGGAAGAUGAAUGACUUCAGCAUUUCUCAGGCUGGGCCUGUACUUGCAUGAAAACAGCAUUUCCAUAACUGAAUACAUAAUGUACUUAGGAUAUUACGUGAUCACAUUAAGAUAAAUCUUCUGCUUUGAUAGGAAAAAGUGAGUGAACAGUGAAUAUUGUCGGUACAUUCGGUGACCAUUUCCUCUUCAGUUUUUCAGUGACUGUCUCAAAUGCAGCUUUGCUUCCCUCUUCCUAAGAAAUCAAAUGCAAAUGUUCCAUAGGAGAUUUGGUUCUGUGGCCGAGUUGAGAUGUUCCUGGAUUGUUUUACUGUUCAUGUUACAAAGUUAUGCUGACACAUGGCACUGAGAAAUCUUAUUAUGCUACUUCAUUGGAGCCUUCUGUUGUGUCACGUUCUUAAAAUGCAAAGCCAGCCACAUUCAUUCAUAAUUCAGUGCUGCUCCGUGGUUCACACGAUCCCAAGGGCUCACUUGGGCUCCUGCUUAUUUCUGGCUU
Messenger RNA from Nothoprocta perdicaria, 3114 nucleotides. It is a transcript of the gene COG3, whose product is annotated as component of oligomeric golgi complex 3. Gene Ontology annotation, biological process: intra-Golgi vesicle-mediated transport; intracellular protein transport; Golgi organization. The transcript is spliced from 20 exons. The coding region runs from base 1 to 2241 and encodes 746 amino acids. Gene Ontology annotation, cellular component: membrane; COG complex; cis-Golgi network. NCBI's taxonomy places the organism in Eukaryota, Metazoa, Chordata, Aves, Tinamiformes, Tinamidae. The record is from RefSeq and is a predicted model, not a curated record.